CUGUCCGCCAUUUUAGAAAGGGCCCGGAGGGAGCCGCGCUCCUCCCAGUGGGGACGCGGCGCUCUGCAGCCGUCCGGCGGCGCGGCCCGGCCUGACCUCCGCCGGCUGCCGUAGGCUGGGCGCGGGGACAUGGCGGCGGCGGUGCGAGGGGCUCUGGCGGGGAUGCUGCGGCCGCUGGCGCGCUGGGCUCCCGUCGCUGCGGGACGAACCGCGUCCGUCCGGUGCUGCCACGGCCGAGCGCGGGCGGCGGCUCCGCUGGCGAAACCGCUGGCCCUCAGCAUCGUGCCCGGCGCGGGCUCCUCCGCGCUGCUCAGCAGACUCACACCUCUACUUCCAAACAUACUUCAGCAGCCCGUGAGGCCUGUCACUUACUAUGGUCUACGGAAGGGAAAGAGGAAGUCUGUGAAAGCUGUUGUUAAGAGGUUUCUCCGACUGCACAGUGGUCUUUGGGUUAGGAGAAAGUCUGGUUACAAGAAGAAAUUGUGGAAAAAGUCUACUGCCCAGAAGAAGCGUUUGAGAGAGUUUGUGUUAUGCAACAGAACACAGUGUAAACUCCUGGAUAAGAUGACCACUUCUUUCUGGAAAAGAAGAAAUUGGUAUGUUGAUGAUCCCUACCAGAAGUAUCACGACCGCACAAAUCUUCCUGUAUAGGAAUAUUUAAUUAUUUUAUAAAUAAACAUAUGCAUAUCAUCUGCUCAGAAUUAUGGCCCAAAAUAAAGGAAUAUUAAAGACUAUUUUGAGGAGCAGUUUGUGUUUUACUUGGCAGUGAUGACAGCCAGACUUGUCAUCUAUGUGUUCGGAUGUCUGGUGGUUUCCUAUGAUUGUGUUUAAUGUAAUGUUUGUGGAUGAAUACAGUCUAAACAUGACUAAAAAACAGUGAAUAAUUUAAUUUUGAAUUUUGUUAAUAGAAAUGUGUUUAACUUAAGGGUAUUCUUUAUGUCUCUGCUUGUUGGUAGCUCACUACAUGGAACCUUCCUUGGGUAUGGGAAGAAAGGAGAGAGGGAUUCCAGUGUUGCUGCUUGUUACUGUACCAUGCAAACUGUUGCCCUGUUUCCAUGUUACAUUCAGCUUUGCUAACUUACUUAAAGAGGCAUUAGCCAAAUUUCUUAAUAGAAAAUUUCUUAA
Phasianus colchicus (ring-necked pheasant) is the source of this 1125-nucleotide messenger RNA. RefSeq names its product mitochondrial ribosomal protein L35 (gene MRPL35). Gene Ontology annotation, biological process: translation. NCBI's taxonomy places the organism in Eukaryota, Metazoa, Chordata, Aves, Galliformes, Phasianidae. Gene Ontology annotation, molecular function: structural constituent of ribosome. The record is from RefSeq and is a predicted model, not a curated record. Gene Ontology annotation, cellular component: mitochondrion; ribosome.